Oncorhynchus mykiss (rainbow trout) is the source of this 1995-nucleotide messenger RNA. NCBI's taxonomy places the organism in Eukaryota, Metazoa, Chordata, Actinopteri, Salmoniformes, Salmonidae. The record is from RefSeq and is a predicted model, not a curated record.
UGCCUGUAGCCUACUACCAUCCUGCCCGAACAUUUUCCUACGGAAGCGGAGCGCUGGGGAAAAGCCUAGUGGGGAUGAGCAAGGUUACUACCUAGCAAUAUCCUACGGAUACACAUGGAGCCUCCAUCAUCUCUGCAAGUUUGCGUUUAUCACCAAGUCUAAACUCGUUCAUUAGAGUCUCCAGCAAAUAGUGAAACUAUAUAUUUCCUUCUUUCGGAUCUGUUUAUGUUUCUUUCUAUGCAUUAUAUUUCCUGAAAGGACUGGCAUGAACGUGGAUUUUGACAUUUGAUUAGGCGCAGCCGGAUUCCUUUUUUUCGUGGAACAGUCUCCUUUCUGCGCUCCGCAUACAGAGCAUCACCAUGGACGUUUUGGCGAAUCACGGUAUUUUUCAGGAACUCCAGCUCGUGCAUGACACCGGCUACUUCUCUGCGAUGCCUUCGCUGGAGGAGAACUGGCAGCAGACAUGCCUGGAGUUGGAGCGUUACCUACAGACGGAGCCCAAGAGGCUGUCGGACCUCUUUGACGAGGAGCUUGACUGCCUGCUCACCCCGGCCUACCUGAAGGAGGACAGUGAAGAAGAACUACUAGACCCCCUCCUCCCCAGCCUCCCGGACCCCCCCAGCCCUCCUCUACCGCCCCUGCUCUGCCCCUCUCGGAAGCACCUCUCUGGGGCCUUGAAGUCUGCCAAACUUAGAGACGGGAUGGGGUUAGGGUCUGGAGGGGGAGGGGUACACCCAGCCCAGUUGAGCGCCGUCACCUCCCUGACGCCGCCCUCGUCCCCGGAGCUGGGACGCCACCUGGUCAAGCCCGACCCCCACCAGACUCUGACAGCGUCCGCGGACGGCACGCUCACUCUCAAACUGGUAGCGAGGAAGGUGGGGCUGAGCUCCGCCAUGCUGGCAGCGACAGACGCGCCACCGCUGCCCACAAGGCGUGACACCACAGGCGGGCACAGCGACGGCGAGCAGGGGGGCACGUGUGUGAUGGGCGUGGGGGGUAUCUCUGAGAACAAGAAGAGGGUCCACCGUUGCCAGUUUAACGGCUGCAGGAAGGUCUACACCAAGAGCUCCCAUCUCAAGGCACACCAGAGGACACACACAGGUGAGAAGCCCUACAAGUGCUCAUGGGAGGGCUGUGAGUGGCGGUUCGCCCGGAGCGAUGAGCUGACGAGACACUACCGCAAACACACGGGCGCAAAGCCUUUUAAGUGUGACCACUGUGACAGGUGUUUCUCACGGUCGGACCAUUUGGCGCUACACAUGAAAAGGCAUAUCUGAGGAGUUGGAGGGAGAAGAGAGGGAGAGGAGGAGAGCGAGAAGAGGAGAGGUGAAGAUGGAGGUGAACGUCACGCCUGUCUCCGUUGUGUUGAAAAGGGUACUGAGAGAGAGAGUUCAAUCAAAAUCUUGGUUGCAUCAGAUCAAGGAUCGGAUCAGCCUUGGGAGACAUGGGAGAGCCAGACAAACGGACAGGGUCUGUGGGGCUGCAUUGGGCACGUAAUCAUGGUGUUUGUGUACAGACAGAUAAACAGACAGUCUGGUCUAAUGUUGUUCCCAAAGCAGCUCUGCCUCACCCGAGUCCUGGAAAUCUGAUACUGCCAGAUGGGGAUUCUGCCUGGAGACAGUAACACAAUACCGGCUGACGCUUGUGUCGUAUAAAGAGUAGAAGAGUUGUCGUCCCAUUUUCUGUUGCUCUUUCAAAGGUUAUCUUAGUGUUUGGACAACUGUAAACAACCACAGGAUAAGGCUACUUUGCAAAGCCAACCCAGUCAAACUCCUCUUGUAAGGAGUCAAAGGUCAACUGGAAGACAUUGACCCAGUCCCUGGUCAGACAACUGAUGACCACAUUGAACUAUAAUAUUCACACUCCUAUUCUCGAGAUGCACUCCUCUCUGUCUCCUCUCUGCCUCCUCUCUGCCUCCUCUCUGUCUCCUCUCUGUCUCCUCUCUGUCUCCUCUCUGUCUCCUCUCUGCCUCCUCUCUGUCUCCUCUCUGCCUCC